ACUUUUCUCCCUCCCCCUCCAGGAGUCGGAGUGCUGUUUUUGUUGUUGGUGGAAGGUGAGGGAACAGCUGAUCCGUGUGUGGGGAGGGCAGAUACCUUGAGGGCAAGAUGGAAGAAUCAUCACUAAGCCGGGCACCUUCCCGGGGUGGAGUCAACUUUCUGAAUGUAGCCCGGACCUACAUCCCCAACACCAAGGUGGAAUGUCACUAUACCCUUCCCCCAGGCACCGUGCCCAGCGCCAGCGACUGGAUUGGCAUCUUCAAGGUGGAGGCUGCCUGUGUUCGGGAUUACCACACUUUUGUGUGGUCUUCGGUGCCUGAAAGUGCAACCGAUGGUUCCCCUGUCCACGCCAGUGUCCAGUUCCAAGCCAGCUACCUGCCCAAACCUGGAGCCCAGCUCUACCAGUUCCGGUAUGUGAACCGCCAGGGCCGGGUAUGUGGGCAGAGCCCCCCUUUCCAGUUCCGAGAGCCAAGGCCCAUGGACGAACUGGUGACCCUAGAGGAGGCCGAUGGCGGCUCUGACAUCCUGCUGGUCGUCCCCAAGGCCACUGUGCUGCAGAACCAGCUGGAUGAGAGCCAGCAAGAGAGAAAUGACCUGAUGCAGCUGAAGCUGCAGCUGGAGGGACAGGUGACGGAGCUGAGGAGUCAAGUACAGGAGCUCGAGACGGCUCUGGCAACAGCCAGGCAGGAGCAUGCGGAGCUGAUGGAGCAGUACAAGGGGCUUUCCCGGUCCCACGGGGAGCUCACAGAAGAGAGGGACAUCCUGAGCCGGCAACAGGGAGACCAUGUGGCACGCAUCCUGGAGCUAGAAGAUGACAUCCAGGCCAUCAGUGAGAAAGUGCUGACAAAGGAGGUGGAGCUGGACAGGGUGAGAGACACCGUGAAGGCCCUGACUCGGGAACAGGAGAAGCUUCUUGGUCAACUGAAAGAAGCACAGGCCGACAAGGAGCAGAGCGAGGCUGAGCUCCAAAUGGCACAACAGGAGAACCGCCGCUUAAAUCUGGAGCUGCAGGAAGCAAAGGGCCGGCAGGAGGAGCAGAGUGCCCAGGCCCAGCGACUGAAGGACAAGGUGGCCCAGAUGAAGGACACCCUAGGCCAGGCCCAGCAGCACGUGGCUGAACUGGAGCCCCUAAAGGAGCAGCUUCGAGGAGCCCAGGAGCUCGCAGCCUCAAGCCAGCAGAAAGCCGCCCUUCUUGGGGAGGAGUUGGCCAGCACAGCGGGAGCCAGGGACCGCACCAUGGCGGAGCUACACCGCAGCCGCCUGGAAGUGGCUGGAGUCAAUGGCAGGCUGGCUGAGCUCAGCCUGCACCUGAAGGAGGAAAAAAGCCAAUGGAGCAAGGAGCGGGCAGGGCUGCUGCAGAGUAUGGAGGCAGAGAAAGAUAAGAUCCUGAAGCUAAGUGCAGAGAUACUUCGACUGGAAAAGGCAGUUCAGGACGAGAAGACCCAGAAUCAAGUGUUCAAGACUGAACUAGCCCGGGAAAAGGAUUCUAGCCUGGUGCAGUUGUCAGAGAGCAAGCGGGAGCUCACAGAGCUGCGGUCAGCCCUGCGCGUGCUCCAGAAAGAGAAGGAACAGUUACAGGAGGAGAAGCAGGAACUGCUAGAGUACAUGAGAAAGCUGGAGGCCCGCCUGGAGAAGGUGGCAGACGAGAAGUGGAACGAGGAUGCUGUCACAGAGGACGAGGAGGCGGCUGUGGGCCCGAGCUGCCCAGCAGCUCUGACAGACUCAGAGGAUGAGUCCCCAGAAGACAUGAGGGUCCCUCCCUAUGGCCUGUGUGAGCGUGGAGACACAGGCUCUUCUCCUGCUGGGCCACGAGAGUCUUCUCCCCUGGUCGUCAUCAGCCAGCCGGCUCCCAUCGCUCCCCACCUCUCAGGGCCAGCUGAAGAGAGUAGCUCUGACUCGGAGGCCGAGGAUGAGAAGUCAGUCCUCAUGGCAGCUGUUCAGAGUGGAGGUGAGGAGGCCCACCUGCUGCUUCCUGAGCUGGGCAAUGCCUUCUAUGACGUGGCCAGUGGCUUUGCAGUGGGUCCCUUGUCAGAGGCCAGCACCGGGGGCCCUGCCACCCCCCCGUGGAAGGAGUGCCCUAUUUGUAAGGAGCGCUUUCCGGCUGAGAGUGAUAAGGAUGCCCUGGAGGACCACAUGGAUGGACACUUCUUUUUCAGCACCCAGGACCCCUUUACCUUUGAGUGAUCUCACCCCUCCUCAGUACAUGCACAGAUGCACUCACACACACACACACACACACACACACACACACACUCAUGCACAGACACACACACUCAUGCACAGACACACACUUAGGUCUCAGGCCUCUCUUCCAACACACUGGGCUCCAUGAUAUUCUGUUCCCUAAGAACCGCCCCUGCCUUUGAGCCAUUUUCAUCCCAAGCUCUCACCGGCAUCCUCUCCUGCCUGGUUCUUUUGUCCAAGCAGGGGUCCUUUUUGGAAGCAGUGGCUGACCUUACCCUCUAAAAGCGGUUUUGGAUGAACCAGGAUGGAGGAGAACUUCCCCAGGGGUAGGUUGCUUCUGUCACGGACACCAGCCACACACACACACACACACACUCAUACACACACACUCACACACACUCUCUGAUGCCCCAAAGCCAAUUCCCCGGGGCACCCCACCCUCUCUUAUUGGGGGUCUUUGUUGGUUUAUCUGAGUUUUCUCUGGGGCCUGCAUGGAGGCAGCAGCAUGGACAUCACGGCCUCUUCAGGUCUCUUUCAUUUCUGAGCUUCAGUGGUUCUUUCUGUUCCCCAUUUCCCCCCCCCCCCCCAUUGCUUUCUGCACCCCCACCCCAGCCUUUUCCACACCAUUAGAUAUGAAAUUUGGAUGUUUCUUUUGUAUUUUUGAGGUUUUCUGUACUCUUACCUCCUGCUCCACCCUGCCACCACCCCCCAGUGUCCUCACAUGGAAAGAAAUAAUGCAUUUGUGCCUUCUGUGAGGGAUGGGGAGAACACAGGGUCCCAGGUGUCCCCGUUUCUCAGCCCUCCUCCCUCUCCAGGUUCCCCCUCCCCCCAGCAAUAAGAGCUUUCCCUCAUUAUCCCUCCCCCGAUCUGUAGUUUGGACAAAUAUAUUUAUAUGAUAUGUAUAACGAUUCUAAUAAAAUGUGUUCUUACCAUGA
Messenger RNA from Panthera uncia (snow leopard), 3118 nucleotides. It is a transcript of the gene CALCOCO1, whose product is annotated as calcium binding and coiled-coil domain 1. The record is from RefSeq and is a predicted model, not a curated record. Bases 108 to 2183 code for a protein of 691 amino acids. The transcript is spliced from 15 exons. NCBI's taxonomy places the organism in Eukaryota, Metazoa, Chordata, Mammalia, Carnivora, Felidae.